Molecule: messenger RNA, 357 nt
Organism: Trypanosoma theileri
Lineage: Eukaryota; Euglenozoa; Kinetoplastea; Trypanosomatida; Trypanosomatidae
Exons: 1
Coding region: 1-357 (118 amino acids)
Source: RefSeq, a predicted model, not a curated record
AUGGUUUUGUUGGUGGUGUUUUGGUCUUUCCGGCAUUUAUCUUCUGCUCCAGCUGUAUUGGGGUGUUUCUUCCAACCGUUCCUGAGCCACUCAGCGUUGCGAAUGCGUUUCUCUCAUUUCUGUAUUUACCACCGUGGUUUGGUAAAACAUUUAGGCUAUUUGUCUUGCGGUUCUUGGACCUAUACGUUUGCGUUCAGCUGUGCCUUAAAACUGUCGUCCACCAAUUGCGUUCCUGUGCAUUGCUUCUGGUGGUAUAAUGGUGAUUAUUUUUCUUCCAAUAUCGCCCAUUCUAAACUGAAAAACGCUCGUGUCUCCUCAAAAGCGUGUGAAAAUUCUUCAUUCUACGGCAUAGCCUAG